AUGUCGCUGUCAAAAGGCUAUGGUGUUACUGAAGAGGUGAGAGAAAGAUUUAUCGAGCUUUUGGCCUACUACAAAAGAUUUUGGAUCGAAAAAAUAGGAACGAAAAGGUGGUCACAGUUUUUUGUUGAAAAUAGAACAAAGAACUUUUGUGAGGGGUUCCACAAUGGAGUUGGAUUGAGUUUCCAAAUAGCACACCCGAGUUAUUUACUUGGAAAAUUUGAAACACAAGUAAUGUACUUGGACGAAAUAGCAAAGAUGAACAUGGAAUACAAUUUCAAAACAAAAGCUUCUCGUCAUAAUAUUUCUAAUACUGCUAUUACACGUUCAAAAGAACUUCUUAACGAAAUGAAUAAACUUAUUGAAAAACAAAAGGAUGUCGUUUUUGAUGAAAAUGGAAGUUCUCCGAGUACAUUUGAUUCCACACUUCCAAACAAACAAAGUGAAUUGGAAUUCGAUACAACAAUUUCUUAUGUUAACGAAUACGAAUCAUUAUCGAGUAAAACAUUAAGUAAAAUAAUGAAAAAUGAUGACGAUAGUGAAUUUUCAACAAGAAAUGAAACUCCAACAAUUAUCCAAGAUGAAAUUGAACUUAAUGAAUUUAACAAAACCGAUACAAAAAUCCGAGUAACAAGAAAACUUGCAAAAGAAAAAACAAAAGUUAAAAAAAACUUUCAACUUUAA
Molecule: messenger RNA, 681 nt
Organism: Entamoeba invadens IP1
Lineage: Eukaryota; Evosea; Mastigamoebida; Endamoebidae
Exons: 2
Coding region: 1-681 (226 amino acids)
Source: RefSeq, a predicted model, not a curated record